AAUCGCAUUUCCAAACUGAAAACAAGCGAUGUGAGAUCAAGGGCUGCUUUUGGAUUUCAGUACAAAGUGCCUGUUUAUCAUCCCAUUUGAAGCAGUAUUUCUCCUGCAGUCAAGGCACAGUAGGACUUGCAUCAAUCCAAGAGUCAUUCUGUUUUGACGUUUGAAGUGGGGAAAGUAGUUGCAAAACGUCUUUGCAAACAAGAAAAAAGACUAAAAUAUGCACAGGUCCCAGUUGAGAAUUGAAGACAAGGAGCUCGACUUUGAGUUUGAAAUCGUCAAUGUUCAGUUUAAUGAGGUGGGACAUUACAUCUUGAGACUGACUGUGGAAAACCCGCUUCUGGAAGGGUCUGGGACGGGGGUCUGGCUGCAGGUGAAUGAUGGUGAAGUGUUAUCCACCAACACUGGAGUUACUGAUGUCAUUGAACAGACCAAUGUGAAUGAAAUCCAGGCUGUUCUCAAAAAGAAAUUUAUUUUCAGGCUUCCUAAAGGUUACUGUCAAAAUGAUAAGAACCAUGAUGUACGGUUACGUAUUGAAGCCUUUCGAGUAAUUGGCACUUCCCUGAACAGUGGAACGAAGGAAGGGGAGGCCUUUUUUGCCAUCUAUCCUCGCACCAACGCCCCCAGGAUAAACAUCUUUGCGAAGGAAAACGAAGACUUCUACUGUUACAGCAUUAUCCUGGCCCUGUUGCGUGUCCAGGAUGACGAGCUCACGAUGCAUUGUGGGAGGAUGGCCUGUAACGUGUCAUUUCAUGAGGUGCGGCACCCGAAGGACGUGGUGUCCCGGACUGACUCCUCGAUUCUGCCGAGCAAGGCCGGAGGGUCGCCUGACCUCUCUGCUCCAGGCUCAUGCCCAGUGCCAGAGCCGGACAUACCUUUAACAGCCUCACCACAACAACGGGCGCCCACUCCAGCAUCGCCUUCACCAAUCCCUCAGGCUGGAACUGCAGAGGAAACCAAUCAGGAGCCUCCUGAAGAAAGUCCAUCUCCUAGUCUAGCAGAGGAGUGCACUAGCCAUCAACGGUUGCCAAGCGAUUCCAGCUUCCAUCUUUCAUCACCUGCAGGUACUCCUGUGAGGAUGCCUGAAGGACCUCCUUACACACACGUCUUGGAAACACCACUCGGAAAGACUGAAGUGACGCUGUCUUCCCCAGCGAAUGAGGAGCACGUCUCAAGACCUGGCAAGGAAUGUAUUAGCAUAAUCCUGCAUGGAGCGACGGAUAUACCAGCCCUCAGUGAUGGCUCAGUGCCUCAACCUUUCGCAACAGCUAAAAGUGGAUCAGAUGGUGAACAUCACCAGAGAGCUCAGGGUGUUACCCAUGCCACCAUCCAACCCACCCAUUCACCAUCCUGGGAGGCAAAAGUGACAGUGGAGAUAGACGAAGGAAGUGCCAAGGAUGAAGUGGUGAUUCUGGACAUUGCAGACAGCAGAACCAAGGAGCUGUUGACGAGUUACUGCAUUCCUGUUGCCUACUUGCAGACGUUCCAUCAUUACCACGUCGAGUUGAUACAGCCCCUUCCCAGUGUUCCUUCGGGCACUCGACUGUACAUCACCAUCGUUCGGAAAGCCAGCACCAUCCCUCGUCAAGAAGGCUUUACUUUCACUGGCCUGGAGGUUUUGCUUCGAGGUAUAGAGAAUCCAUUAAAGGAUCCUGUAGGCCCCCUCCUUGCAGUGGCUAGAAUAGUGCCUGAUCAUGAAUCCUAUGAAAAUGCAAUAUUGAUGAAGAGUCCCUGGCUGGCUGGCAUUAAUGCCACUGCAGUAAACCAUCCAAGUCUGCACCAGUCCUUUUUUGAUGUUCCUCAUCACGCCAGCCAAGGUCACCCCCAGGUAUCUCCUGUGGGUAUUCCACAGGAGCAGCCAGUCUGGGAUUUUUCCUUCCUGUUCCAGGGCCGGGAAUGUGCCACCAUCUUCACCGCGGGAUCUGCUCUCGUACUGGAGUACUACUCCAUCACCACUGUGAUGAACACCGUCAGCUGGUAUGUCCGCAGCCCACUCGGCUUCUCGGUGGUGCCCCUGGACCAGGGUGCCUACCGCACACUGAUGUCGGAAAGUGGAGGCUGUGGAUUGCGGGUAGAUGGCUUACCUGUGCAGGGCAACAACUUGAGAACAAUAACCAACACCACUCCCACUGUUGGUCUCAUUCUCCGUCUCAUUGCCUCUGAGAGGCCGGAUUCAGUUCUUACUGCCACGGAUGCCCAUCAUUUGCCGAGUCUGGAUGUAAAAUCAUGGGCCAGUCUCCAACAACAAGCCACUAAUGCGGCAUUUCCUGCAGUCAACCUGGAAACAUCUUCCGGACCACACCGAGCAAACAUGGAAAAGUGGACCUUAUUACCAACCCAGGAGGGAACUGCAGCAUUACCAGCAACACAUUGCGAAAAGCUUCAGCAGGACAGAGUUAGCCUGCCAUCCUACGAUGCACUGGCUCAGAUUCUUCCCGAGUACAACUACCUAUUCCGCAGUCCUCGCCCGAUGGAGAAGCGGGAGAAGGAACAGCAGCAGUUAGUCCGACACCCCAAUCCUCUCCAGACUCACCACAGUGCUAUGUCCUCGAAGAAAAGGGAGCCUCUGACUGAUGACCAUGCUGAAAACCAGGAAAUUCGCCGUCAUGAAACAGAGGAGCUGGAUAAUUACCGGACCGCCAUGCAGAAGAUGGCUGAGGACAUCAUUAACCUGAGGAAGGAUGUCACGAGGCUGGAGGUUGAAAACAGCAAACUGCGGAGUGAGCUGAGCUCCCAUCAAGACCUCGGCCGAGUUCUGUUGGAUGACACCGACAUUGAUGUGAUGACUAAAGCAGAAAUAGCUGACAGAAUAGUUUUGUUAAGACAGAAACUGGCCACAGAGACUGCGGAGCUUCUGAAUUGCAAAGACAAAGUGCAGCAGCUCCAGAAUGAAUUGAUACGGAAGAACGAUCGUGAAGCUGAACUUUUGAAGUCACAGAAAGCCCAUCAGCAGCAGCUGGCAGCGCUGCACAAAUACCAGGAAAAAAUGCACAAAUCAAAGAUUCUGGAAGACACCAUACGGCAACAGGAAAAGGUUAUUGAAAGAAUGGAGACUCUUUUGGACAAAAAGUUGAAAGAGAGACCGAAAGCAAAGCCCGAAGCAUCUAAAAAGCGUACGGUGAAUACUGAGGACAACAUAAGGAAAGAGGUGGAGUCUGUCCUGUUGGCAGAGAAUGCCCGGCUGAGGGAAGAGAUUGAAAGGUUACGCCUGCAGCCUGUGCCCAUCUUAGUUCAGCAUCCCAUGCAUUUACAGAAGGAGUCCCUCUCUGACUCGGAGAAAUUAAGUCUCUUAGCAAGAUUGGAGAAGACUCAGAGACGCGUACAGACACUGGAGACGCUGUUGGAGGAGAGUUCACGGAAGUGGGGGCGGGAGAAACAGGAGAUGUUGACAAGGCUCUCGGAAUAUGAACAUGGUUUUACCAGAACCUCUACCAUCGUGCUGCAUGACUUUCCCUCGAGAAAUGCAUCAGACUCAGUUUUGAUCCGAAAUCGACAUGGAAUGCUUGAUCCUUUGGCAUGAAUUUCAAAAGAGGAUUUCAUCCACAACAUGUUAAGAGAACAUUUAUGUGCCGAGUCAAAUUGUAAAUGAACAUCGCAGAUGGUAACUAAAUCAGAGCUAGUCAUAUUUAUUUACAACUAAAACAAAUUGUGCUUCCUUGUAAACAAUUCCUCAAAGCAUUGCUUUUAGACUAUUAAUCCAGUGACCCAGGUAAUAUUCUGGGGACCUGGGUACAAAACCCACUAUGGCAGAUAGUGGAA
Chiloscyllium plagiosum (whitespotted bambooshark) is the source of this 3756-nucleotide messenger RNA. It is a transcript of the gene ccdc33, whose product is annotated as coiled-coil domain containing 33. The record is from RefSeq and is a predicted model, not a curated record. Gene Ontology annotation, cellular component: peroxisome. Lineage: Eukaryota; Metazoa; Chordata; Chondrichthyes; Orectolobiformes; Hemiscylliidae.